UUCUACUUUGAGCAUUUAUGUUUUAAUGCGAAAGUGCAAGCAAGGGAUGGGAGACAAGGUGCAGAUCAGGCUAUAAGAGAAGUCAUGUUCAUGUUCCAAAAACAAGACCAACAAAAGGGCUGUUUCUCUUUUGGUUGGCUGCUUAAUUAGCCAUCAUCAUCAUCGUCAUCAUCAUCAUUAUGGCUUCAUCUAACAGGCACUGGCCUAGCAUGUUCAAAUCCAAGCCCUGCAAUUCCCACCACCAAUGGCAGCAGGACAUCAACUCAUCUCUCAUCACAAGUGGAUGUAACAGAACAACCCCUUAUACUAGCUCAGUUAGUGGGUGUGAGGAACGCACGCCGGAGCCAAAGCCGAGGUGGAAUCCAAAGCCGGAGCAAAUUCGCAUUCUAGAAGCAAUUUUCAACUCCGGCAUGGUGAACCCUCCUAGAGACGAGAUAAGGAAGAUCAGAGCUCAAUUGCAAGAGUACGGUCAAGUCGGUGACGCCAACGUCUUCUACUGGUUUCAGAACAGAAAAUCAAGAAGCAAGCACAAGCUCCGCCAUCUCCAGAAGCAAAUUACCCAAAACAACCCUUCAGCUGCAGCCACCGCCGCACCUUCAUCCUCGUCAUCAUCUUCCGAGAAAUCAUCUCCCAAGAGCACCACCUCGAUGGGGUUUCCAAAUGCUAGUAAUGUUUCGAGCUCUCAAGGUGGCUCGGUGAACCACACCUAUUUUCAGUCUCAAGGCGAGAUUUUUCCAGAGCCUUUCUUCUUCCCGGUGCAACCGGCCGGAGGGUUUUCGUUUUCUGAGCUUUCGAAUGUUGUUCAAGUACCCGAAAACACGGUUGGACCUUGCACCAGCCUCUUGCUGAGUGAGUUGAUAAUGAGCCAUGGCGGUGGAGGUUCAAAGAAAGAUGAAGAACAGAAAGCCAUUAAAGUCCAUGAUCAUCAUCAGCUGGAUUCCACUGUUAUCCCUCCCUCUUCUACUGCUGCUACUGUUCCAUCGCCCAUCAGUCAAAUUCCAGGUGUAGGUGGCCCGGCGAAAUCAACGGUGUUCAUUAACGAUGUGGCCUUCGAGGUGGGCGCAGGGCCGUUCAACUUGCGUGAGGCUUUUGGCGGUGAUGCGGUGCUAAUUCACUCCACAGGUCAGCCGGUUCUCACCAACGACUGGGGCGUCACCGUCCAGUCACUCCAGCACGGCGAAUUCUAUUAUCUGAUAUAAUACGAGAGUGUGGAAGGUGAAGAGAUGGGAGUUGCUAAUUAUGCUACUAGCUAUGGUUACUGUGCGUUUUAUUUGUCUCAUGUCUUUAAUUUAUUAGGGUUGAAAAUAGGCCAUGUUUGGAUAAUAUGAAAAGUUGUGGACG
Molecule: messenger RNA, 1341 nt
Organism: Corylus avellana
Lineage: Eukaryota; Viridiplantae; Streptophyta; Magnoliopsida; Fagales; Betulaceae
Product: WUSCHEL-related homeobox 9-like
Biological process (GO): regulation of developmental process
Molecular function (GO): DNA-binding transcription factor activity; DNA binding
Source: RefSeq, a predicted model, not a curated record